Tupaia belangeri chinensis (Chinese tree shrew) is the source of this 3180-nucleotide messenger RNA. It is a transcript of the gene ATP2C1, whose product is annotated as ATPase secretory pathway Ca2+ transporting 1. Lineage: Eukaryota; Metazoa; Chordata; Mammalia; Scandentia; Tupaiidae. Gene Ontology annotation, biological process: calcium ion transport. The record is from RefSeq and is a predicted model, not a curated record. Gene Ontology annotation, cellular component: membrane. Gene Ontology annotation, molecular function: ATP hydrolysis activity; P-type calcium transporter activity; ATP binding.
GUUGCACGUUUUCAAAAAAUACCUAAUGGUGAAAAUGAAACAAUGAUUCCUGUAUUGACAUCCAAAAAAGCAAGUGAAUUACCUGUCAGUGAAGUUGCCAGCAUUCUCCAAGCCGAUCUUCAGAAUGGUCUGAACAAAUCUGAAGUUAACCAUAGGCGAGCCUUCCACGGCUGGAAUGAGUUUGACAUCAGUGAGGAUGAGCCGCUGUGGAAAAAGUAUAUUUCUCAGUUUAAGAACCCCCUGAUCAUGCUGCUGCUGGCCUCCGCAGUCAUCAGUGUUUUGAUGCGUCAGUUCGACGACGCCGUCAGCAUCACUGUGGCAAUACUCAUCGUCGUUACAGUUGCCUUUGUUCAGGAAUAUCGUUCAGAAAAGUCUCUUGAAGAGCUGAGUAAACUUGUGCCACCAGAAUGCCACUGUGUGCGUGAGGGGAAACUGGAACACACGCUUGCCCGAGACUUGGUUCCAGGCGACACGGUGUGCCUGUCUGUGGGGGACAGAGUUCCUGCCGACUUACGCUUGUUCGAGGCUGUGGACCUUUCCAUCGAUGAGUCCAGCUUGACAGGGGAGACAACACCUUGUUCUAAGGUGACGGCUCCUCAGCCAGCCGCCACUAAUGGAGACCUUGCCUCAAGAGGUAACAUCGCCUUCAUGGGAACACUGGUCAGAUGUGGCAAAGCAAAGGGCAUUGUCAUUGGAACAGGAGAAAAUUCUGAAUUUGGAGAGGUUUUUAAAAUGAUGCAAGCAGAAGAAGCACCGAAGACCCCUCUGCAGAAGAGCAUGGACCUCUUAGGGAAACAGCUCUCCUUCUACUCCUUUGGUAUAAUAGGCAUCAUCAUGCUGGUCGGCUGGUUACUGGGAAAAGACAUCCUGGAGAUGUUCACCAUCAGUGUGAGUUUGGCUGUCGCGGCGAUCCCCGAAGGCCUUCCCAUCGUGGUCACAGUGACGCUCGCCCUUGGUGUCAUGAGGAUGGUGAAGAAGAGGGCCAUCGUGAAGAAGCUGCCUAUCGUUGAGACCCUGGGCUGCUGCAACGUGAUUUGUUCAGAUAAAACCGGGACGCUGACGAAGAACGAAAUGACUGUCACUCACAUAUUCACAUCCGACGGCCUGCACGCCGAGGUUACUGGUGUCGGCUACAAUCAGUUUGGGGAAGUGCUCGUCGAUGGCGACGUCGUCCACGGUUUCUACAACCCGGCCGUCAGCAGAAUCGUGGAGGCGGGCUGCGUGUGCAACGACGCCGUCAUUAGAAACGACACUCUGAUGGGGAAGCCGACAGAGGGAGCCCUGAUUGCCCUCGCCAUGAAGAUGGGCCUCGACGGCCUUCAGCAGGACUACAUCAGGAAAGCGGAGUACCCUUUCAGCUCCGAGCAGAAGUGGAUGGCCGUCAAGUGUGUGCAUCGAACACAGCAGGACAGACCAGAGGUUUGUUUCAUGAAGGGUGCGUUUGAGCAGGUGAUUAAGUACUGCACCACAUACCACAGCAAAGGGCAGCCCUUGGCCCUUACCCAGCAGCAGAGAGACGUGUACCAGCAGGAGAAGGCUCGGAUGGGCUCCGCGGGGCUCAGAGUUCUUGCUUUGGCUUCUGGUCCUGAACUGGGACAGCUGACGUUUCUGGGCUUGGUGGGCAUCAUCGACCCUCCUAGGACCGGUGUGAAAGAAGCCGUCACGACGCCCAGCCGUCUGGGGCUGUACUCCAAGACGUCCCAGUCCGUCUCCGGGGAGGAGAUCGACGCCAUGGAUGCCCAGCAGCUCGCCCAGAUCCUGCCGAAGGUUGCGGUGUUUUACAGAGCUAGCCCACGGCACAAGAUGAAAAUUAUUAAGUCCCUCCAGAAGAACGGCUCGGUUGUCGCCAUGACCGGGGAUGGGGUAAAUGACGCAGUCGCUCUCAAGGCUGCAGACAUUGGGGUCGCAAUGGGCCAGACCGGCACAGACGUUUGCAAAGAGGCCGCUGACAUGAUCCUGGUGGAUGACGACUUCCAGACCAUAAUGUCUGCAAUUGAAGAGGGUAAAGGGAUUUAUAACAACAUUAAAAAUUUUGUUAGAUUCCAACUGAGCACGAGCAUAGCAGCACUGACCUUAAUCUCCCUGGCUACUUUAAUGAACUUCCCUAACCCUCUCAAUGCCAUGCAGAUUUUAUGGAUCAAUAUCAUCAUGGAUGGACCCCCCGCUCAGAGCCUUGGAGUAGAACCAGUGGAUAAAGAUGUCAUCCGCAAACCACCUCGCAACUGGAAAGAUAGCAUUUUGACUAAAAACUUGAUACUUAAAAUACUCGUUUCAUCAGUAAUCAUUGUCUGUGGGACUUUGUUCGUCUUCUGGCGUGAGCUACGAGACAACGUGAUAACACCUCGAGACACAACGAUGACCUUCACGUGCUUUGUGUUUUUUGACAUGUUCAAUGCACUAAGCUCCAGGUCCCAGACCAAGUCUGUGUUCGAGAUCGGGCUCUGCAGCAAUAAGACGUUCUGCUAUGCGGUCCUCGGGUCCGUCAUGGGGCAGCUGCUCGUUAUUUACUUCCCUCCGCUCCAGAAGGUGUUCCAGACCGAGAGCCUCAGUGUGCUGGACCUGCUGUUUCUCCUGGGCCUUACCUCGUCGGUGUGCAUAGUGGCAGAGAUCAUAAAGAAGGUCGAGAGGAGCCGGGAGAAGACCCAGAAGGACGUUAGCUCGACUUCGCCGUCUUUCCUCGAAGUCUGGCUCUGGAAGAGGAGUAGACAGCAGCUGAUUGAGGUACACCCCCAUCUGGACACAGCACUGCCACUGACAGAAGACGUGAGCCGUGUCUAGAUCCAGUCUCAGCGUGCCUGGCCGCGCCUGCUGCUUCACUCUCUGGAACUCUUCGUACAACACCUUAGCACCAUCCAGCUGCAGACCUUCCUCACCUAGACAGAGAGACCACCCAAGGGCAUUUCACCACUGCAGCAGCCUGUACCCUCUCCACCCAUGAGACUUGAAAUGUUUUCCUCUUUGGGCUCAUAAAUGCCUCGUUGUGUAAGUUGAAAUAUUUAUACUGAAAUGCCCUGUAAUGAUAACCUAACUUGAAUCAACCCCGAAUUAUUUUUUCCCUUGAAAUAAGAUCUUCCACUGUCUCCUACCUGACCAGAACCUUUUCUGCCUCUGUUACCCCUGAACCCUGAAUCUGUGUAUGAAAAAUGCAAACGACUAUUAAACAUCAUUUUCUUUACUGUU